GACUCCAAGCAGCUCAGUCAGAGACAGCUGUGCAGGACGAAGCUCUGCUUCUACGCGAGGCUCAUAACAUUCUGACAAGCACGACGUGCUUUAAUUCCUUUUCCUGGAAAACAGAUUUUUAAUCAGAAUAAGCCAGGAUGGCGACCAUGUUCAGAUAUCCUGUCUUCCCUCAUCUGCAGGAUCCGUGUGGUCCUGGAAGGAGUGUCAUGGCAGAACCAGACUACCUGGAGGGAGACUGUGAUGAGCUCAUCCAACCCAAAAAGCUGAUUAAUCCAGUCAAGAGCUCCCGAAACCACCAGGACCUACACAGAGAGCUUAUUAUGAACCAAAAGAGGGGCCUUGCUCCUCAGAACAAGCCAGAGCUCCAGAAGGUUCUAGAGAAGAGGAAGAGAGAACAAGUUAUCAAGGCCCAAAAGGAGGAGCAGGAGGCUCACAAGAAGAGAAGCGACCUGGAAAUAGAGCUCAUGAAAAGACAACAGAAACUAGAGCAGCUUGAACUGGAGCAGCAGAAAAUUCAGGAGGAGCAGGAAAACACCCCUGAGUUUGUGAAGAUGAAGGGCAACCUGCGCCGCACCAAGCAGGAAGCCGGCGGUGAAGAGCAAGCCACCUAAAAUCCAGCCGGGGUGUCUGGUUCU
Molecule: messenger RNA, 635 nt
Organism: Poecilia latipinna (sailfin molly)
Lineage: Eukaryota; Metazoa; Chordata; Actinopteri; Cyprinodontiformes; Poeciliidae
Gene: fam107b
Product: family with sequence similarity 107 member B
Exons: 4
Coding region: 138-611 (157 amino acids)
Source: RefSeq, a predicted model, not a curated record